UGCUUAGGACUGCAUGUGGGUUUUGUUUUACCAGUUGCAGCAGGUUAAUGAUGGCUCAUUUUAAGUUUGCUGACAUUGGAAUAAAUUUGACGGAUCCCAUGUUCCGGGGAAUUUACAGAGGGAAUCAGAAACACCAAGACGAUUUCCAAGAGAUUAUUGAAAGAGCUAUUAAAAUCGGGGUCCAAAAGUUCAUGAUCACCGGAGGGAAUCUUGCGGACAGCAAGGAAGCCCUGAAGUUAGCAGAAACACGAGAUGAAUUUUAUAGUACUGUGGGCUGUCACCCGACUCGGUGCACUGAAUUUGAACAAAACGGACCUGAUCAGUACCUUGGAGCAUUGAGAGAGCUGGCUAUGUCAAACAAAGGCAAGGUGGUGGCUAUUGGUGAAUGUGGUCUCGAUUUUGAUCGGUUGGAAUUUUGUCCAAAAGAAACUCAGCUUGUAUAUUUUGAGAAACAGUUUGACUUGGCUGAGGAAACAAAGCUGCCAAUGUUCCUCCACUGCAGAAACUCACAUAAGGAUUUUUUAGAUAUCAUGAAAAGAAACAGAGACAGAUGUGUUGGAGGAGUGGUGCAUUCCUUUGAUGGGAGUAAAGAAGAUGCCAAAGCCCUAACUGACUUGGACCUUUAUAUUGGUAUCAAUGGCUGCUCUUUGAAGACUGAAGCAAAUCUCGAAGCGAUGAAAUCCAUCCCCACUGAAAGGCUGAUGAUUGAAACAGAUGCCCCUUGGUGUGGAGUAAAGGCCACACAUGCAGGAUCAAAGUACAUCAAAACUACAUUCCCCACCAAGAAGAAAUGGGAGGCAGGACAUUGCCUGAAGGACAGGAACGAGCCCUGCCACAUCAUCCAAGUGUUAGAAAUCAUGGCUGCAGCAAGAGACGAGGACCCUUUGGAGAUGGCAAACACCAUUUUCAACAACACAAUGAAAAUGUUCUUUACAGAAAGCUGACGCUACUGGUUCAUUUGUUGCGUCAGAUUACAGAUUACUUCAUUUGCCUUUAUGUUUCAGACAAUAUGAAGAUACUUGUAUUAUGUGGGCAUCUGCACCAUUGCUUAUGUAUAUUAAAA
This is a messenger RNA of Megalops cyprinoides (Indo-Pacific tarpon), 1063 nucleotides long. It is a transcript of the gene tatdn1, whose product is annotated as TatD DNase domain containing 1. Gene Ontology annotation, cellular component: cytosol. The record is from RefSeq and is a predicted model, not a curated record. The coding region runs from base 48 to 944 and encodes 298 amino acids. Gene Ontology annotation, molecular function: 3'-5'-DNA exonuclease activity. The transcript has 12 exons. NCBI's taxonomy places the organism in Eukaryota, Metazoa, Chordata, Actinopteri, Elopiformes, Megalopidae.